AUGAUUAUCAUCAAAGAAAGUAGUGGCAAGAAGAACAAGAAAGGAAAAGAUGAGGAAGAUGAAGACAGUGUUAUGAUUGUUGAUGACAGUGACUUAAGUGAUAGAGAGAAAGAAAAAGAAAAGAAAAAAGAAAAGAAGUCUGGAUCCAAAAGGAAAAAGAUAUCAAGUAACAGUGAGGAGGAGGAGGAAAUUAUAGUAAAAAAGAGCAAGAAAAGUCGGGAAUCGAAGGCAAAGAAAACCCAUGUGAUUGAAUCAGAAUCUGAUGAAGAUAUUGCAGUUAAACCUAAACAUGAAGGCAGAGGACGUAAAAAGCACAAGAAACAACCUGUGACACUUGACUCAGAUUCAGAUGAUGAGAGUAGAGACAGGAGCCCAGAUGUUGAUCCCAUCAAGGCCGCAUUUCAACGACAGGCCCAGAAAGCUCCGACACCAAAGAAAAGUACUCCAACAAAAUCAACAGAGGAGAAGAAAAAACAAAUCAGUGUUUCAGAUUUCUUUGGAGGGGGCAGUGUCAAGAAAUCUGAGAGGAAAACGGCUGCGUUGAAGAGAAAAGCUCCUGAUGGGGACACCCCCAGUAUGGACAAGGAAGAGCACGAUGACGUAGACUUCCAAAGGACACUUGAAUUACUAGAUGAACAACAGGCUAAGAAGACAAAAAUAGAAAGCACAAAGGUCACGCCAAGCAAAUCUAGUCAGUCAAGAAGACAUGACAGCACGCCAUCUAAAUCAAUAACAGUGGCAGAAACACCUGUCAGAGAGUCUCCUCGGAGAAGUUCCAGAACUACAACACCCCAGAAAGAAGAAUCUAGGUCAAGUUCAAGGACACCUCGCAAAGAAGAAUCCAGGUCAAGUUCAAAGACCCCUCAGAAACAAACAUUGACAUCAGAUCAAACACCGCAGAAAAGUAGGUCGUCUUCUAAAGGGAGGUCUCGCAGUGAGGUCAGCGUUGUUGAAGAGACACCAGAGAGGUCAUCACCAAGGACACGUUCAAGGUCAAGGUCAUGUACUCCAGCUAAAUCGGACACAUCUAGUGAGCCAAGUGUUCGACAGUCACCUAGAAGGAAAGAAAAUGAAUGUAAAACUGAGGGUUCAUCCUUGGCCAAGAAACUAGCUGCCAAAGCUAGGUCAAGGGAACUCUUGAACACCAAAGAAGAAGAAGAAAAGGAAUUAAAGAAAUCAACACCUCAGAAGAAAACCCCAUCAAAAGCCAAAACCCCAGUGAAAGCUACUCCAGAAAAAACUGAGUCCAGUCCCGGUACUCCUGCCACUCUGGAGAGAAAGGGCAGCAGUUAUAAAAGUUACCUGACCAGGGCUGGCCCCAGCAGUCUGGGGGCUAAGGAAGUACCUGAGGGUGGUGACAACUGUCUGGAGGGGUUGACAUUUGUCAUCACAGGUGUCCUGGAGUCGUUUGAACGGGAUGACAUGAAGAGCGCCAUAGAGAAGUAUGGCGGCAAGGUGACGGGGAGCAUCAGUAAGAGGACAAGUUAUGUGGUGGUGGGGAGAGACGCAGGGGAAAGCAAGCUGUCUAAGGCAAGGCAGUUAGGCACCAAGCAGCUGGAUGAAGAUGGUGUUCUGGAUUUAAUCAAAACUCUUCCUGGAAAGAAGUCCAAAUACACCGUGGCCGCAGAGAAGAUGGUCAGAGAGGAUUCUUUAAGCAAAUCAGCAGUUAAUGAAGCUUCAGGGAAAAAGGCAUCUCUCAAAAAAGAAGCCUCUGUUACCACACCAGGAAAAGCCAGCCAUUCAGAGUCCACCCCUACAAAACCUGGCCAAUCGGAAGCCAAAAUUGGUGUUGACAAACCAGGGGAAAGCUUACUUUGGGUUGAUAAGUACAAACCUACAAGUAUGAAGCAGCUGAUUGGUCAACAAGGAGACAAGAGUAAUGCUAAGAAGUUGUUUCAUUGGUUGAAUAAUUGGCACAAGAAUAUUGCCAGUGGGAAAAAGCCAGUAUUCAGUCGUUUUGACUCAGAUGGUGCUGGGUACAGAGCAGCGUUGUUAUCAGGGCCGCCAGGAGUGGGGAAGACCUCAGCAGCCACUGUUGUAUGCCAGGAGGCAGGUUUCUCAUACAUAGAACUGAAUGCGUCUGACACCAGGAACAAGAAGAGUCUGGAGCAGGAGGUGGCCGAGGCACUUAGUAACCACACUUUGGUUGAUUUCUUUGGCAGUGGUCAGAGCAGUUCCAGUGGUCAGAAGCACUGCCUGAUUAUGGACGAGGUAGACGGGAUGGCCGGCAAUGAGGACAGGGGAGGAGUACAGGAACUGGUUCAGCUGCUGAAGAAGACCAAGAUUCCUAUAAUAUGUAUGUGCAAUGACAGGAAUCACCCCAAGAUUAGGACCCUAGCCAAUUACUGCUUUGACUUAAGAUUUUAUAAACCAAGAUUGGAACAGAUUAAGGGUCCCAUGCUGUCCCUUUGCUUCAAGGAGAAGAUAAAAGUGCCACCUCCUGCAUUGAAUGAGAUCAUAGCUGGCGCAAACCACGAUAUCAGACAGAUAAUUCACAAUCUGGCCAUGUGGAGUGCCAGUGACAAGAGCCUAACAUAUGAGCAAGCAAAAUCUGAUGCCAACCAAGCCAAGAAAGACAUGAAGAUUGGUCCAUUUGACAUCUGCCGUAAGGUGUUGGUGGGAGGAGCGGAGACUGCUGGAAUGACUCUGGCAGACAAACAGGACCUGUUCUUCCAGGAUUAUGACCUCACCCCUCUGUUUGUCCAUGAAAACUACCUGUCAACAACUCCCCAGGCUGCACAAGGUAAUAUGAAGAAGCACCUACGACUGAUUAGCCAGGCUGUUGACAGCAUGUGUGACGGUGACAUGGUGUCAAAGGUCAUCAGAGGUCAACAGAGGUGGAGCCUGCUCACAAGUCAGUCCAUCUUCUCUAGUGUUAUCCCUGGUGAUUUAAUGAGGGGUUCUCUCCCUCAGAUGGUCUCAUUUCCAAGCUGGUUGGGUAAAAACUCCAGCAAAAAUAAAGUGGACAGAAUUCUACAGGAGUUGAGGACUCACAUGUGUCUCAAGGUUUCUGCCAACAAGGAGGGUCUGGCCAUGGACUAUCUCCCCCACCUGCGGUCCUCCCUCACCCAGCCCCUGGUACAAGGAGACGCGGACGGUGUCCCCGAUGUCAUCCAUAUGAUGGACGAGUACAGUCUACUGAGAGAAGACUUUGAUAACAUUCUGGAGGUGACGCAGUGGAGUGGACGGAAGGACCCCAUGGCCUCUGUCCCUUCCAAGGUGAAGUCUGCCUUCACCCGAGCCUACAAUAAGGAAGCCCACAUGACGCCCUACGCUGUGUCUAACAUGGGGAAGAAGGGCAAGAAGAGUGUGAGCAGUGCGGAGGAUUACCCCGGGCUGGGGGAGGAGGAAGAUGGAGAGAUCGGAGGUGGAGGAGGAGGAGAGGAUGAGGAAGAGGAGGAGGAAGUGACUGCUGAUGCAAUGAUUAAGGUUAAAAAGCCACCUGCGGCUAAAGGCAAAGGAAAGGGAGAGGGCAAAGGUCAAGGAAAGGGCAAAGGUCGUGGAAAGAAGUCAUAAAAACCAGUGUCAAAGUAAUUAACAAAUGAGUUAUGUAUAUAGAUAUAUACAAUGAUUGACGCCUCAAAAAAUUGGUUUAAAAAUUCAAGGAAGAAGCGACAAACAAUUUUGAUAGUUUAUGGAUGGUAAAUACUAAAGGAGGACAACCUCCUGCGAGAUUCAGUAGGAAGAAUCAACGAAAACAACGAGUAUUAAUGAUACUUGAUCACGUUUUGCUGGCGUCCUUGCAUACUUAAAAACAACUGAUGUUUCCUACAAAUUUAUAAGACAUGCGACGUUGUAGAAAAUAGAGAUGGAAAUAUCCUUUUUUUUUUUUUUUGGGGGGGGGGGGGGCCGCUGUGCCCCCUCCCCUCUAACUCUUUCCUGGAUCGCCAUAGAUGUUCACGUUAAUUGUAAUACCAGUUGAAAGCAUUGGAGUUACAGGAGCAAGGCCAGGAUAAUAAUAAUACGGACUUUUGCGGUGAUUUGUUGAGAUGGAUAUUGAUUUUCUGUCGGGGUUAAGUGACACUGGAGAGAUUGGACGUUUAAUGCUAUAAAACGGACAUCUGUGGCCAAUAAAACAGCUAUGGCCAAUGCAUUGCCUUAUACCAGUGUUGUAAUAGACAUGGAGACAUGCAAAAGCAACUGCUAACCAUAUGAAUUGUACGGCAGAGGGUUUUCUUGUUGAAAUAUCAAGAUAUAUGCAAUUAACAAUAUUAUUCGAAAAUGUUACCAAGAGAGAAUAAAAAUAUGUACUAUA
Lingula anatina is the source of this 4255-nucleotide messenger RNA. Its product is annotated as replication factor C subunit 1. Gene Ontology annotation, biological process: DNA replication; DNA repair. Gene Ontology annotation, molecular function: DNA binding; ATP hydrolysis activity; ATP binding. The record is from RefSeq and is a predicted model, not a curated record. Gene Ontology annotation, cellular component: DNA replication factor C complex; nucleus. Lineage: Eukaryota; Metazoa; Brachiopoda; Lingulata; Lingulida; Lingulidae.